AAAGUCCGUCAGUGGACGCAGGAAAGUUGGGGAGCGGAGGAGGAAUAUUUCUGGAGAAAUUCAUAUGAGGAACAUUAUGACAUCAACUUUUUAAGCUUUAUGACAACUUUUUAAAGACUUUAAAAAAAACUUUUUAGAAGGCCAAAACAACUUUUACCAAAGAAAGAAAAAACAGGCCUAACCAAAGAGGUUCAGGAUUUUCAUCGCCUAUUUUUAAUCGAAUCUUUUUAUUAGUAGGAUUUGUUUUAUUUGUUUGUAUAUCUAACAAUAUGAGCGGUAACCCUCUCCAGCCGUUGCCGGGCCAGCAGGUGAUCCAUGUCGCCAAAGACCUUGACACGGAUCUGGAGGCUCUUUUUAACUCGGUCAUGAACCCAAAGCCUAGCUCCUGGAGGAACAAACAUCUGCCCGAGUCGUUCUUUAAGGAGCCGGACUCGGGCUCUCACUCCCGGCAGUCUAGCACGGACUCGGGCAGCCACCCGCCGCGGCUCCAGGCGCAGCACGUCCGUUCGCACUCGUCUCCGGCGUCCCUGCAGCUGUCGUCGGGCGCGCUGAGCGCUGCGACCCCCGGGCGUCAUCACACUCAUAUCCGACACCAGUCGUUCGAUGUGGCCGAAGAGCUGCCGCUGCCGCCGGGCUGGGAGAUGGCCUGCACUCCCAACGGACAGAAGUACUUUCUCAACCACCUUGAGAAGAUCACCACAUGGCAUGACCCCAGGAAGAGCAUGACCCCGUCGGUGACCCAAAUGAGUCUGCACAAUCAAGCGUCUAACAGUGCUAACAUACAGCAGCGCUCCAUGGCCCUGUCUCAACCCAAUCUCGGACAUUUGCCAGAGGGUUGGGAGCAGGCCAUCACCCCUCAGGGAGAAACAUACUUCAUUGACCACAAAACCCAAAGAACCUCAUGGCUGGACCCACGCAUCGUGUUAAAUCAGCAGGCGCAUCCACAGCACCUGCAGCAGCAGCAUCAACAGCAGCAGGUGCAGGCGCAGACGCUUGGCUCGCAGCAGCAGCAGAACUCUCAGGCCAGCAUGUUGAACAUGAGCGCACAGCAGCACCAGCAGAAGAUGCGACUGCAGCGCAUACAGAUGGAACGAGAGCGCAUUCAGAGGAGACAGGAAGAGCUCAUAAGACAGGAGGUGGCGCUCCGGCAGCUGCCCAUGGACUCUGAUAAUAUGGCAUCUGUGGCACCAGCCAUCAGCUCUCCGGCCAUGACACAGGGCAACAUGCCCAACAACAGCACAGAUCCCUUCCUCAACAGUGGGCCAUACCACUCUCGAGAGCAGAGCACAGACAGUGGACUCGGACUGGGCUGCUACAGCAUCCCCACCACCCCUGAAGACUUCCUUAACAACAUGGAGGAGAUGGACACAGGUGAGAACAUGGUGCCGGUCAGUGUGAAUGUACCGCAACAGAGUCGUUUCCCAGACUUUCUGGAUUCCAUGCCCGGCACCAAUGUGGACCUGGGCACCCUGGAGGGCGCUGACCUCAUGCCCAUCCUGAACGACGUGGAGUCAGUCCUGAACAAGAGCGAACCCUUCCUCACCUGGCUCUAGACUCAAACAGGACACUAUAGACUUUUAUAUAUACGUACAUAUAUAUAUUAUAUAUACACAAUCAGCCUCCUCCUGUAGUUUCACUUUGUAGACAUCAGUUUUGUUUCCACACACUACUCUGAAUUUCCUUUUCUUUUGCUGAGUCAAAGAACAAUAUUUACCAAAGUGUUUAGCCUGCGAACAAAUAUGCGAGUACGCGUCAGUAAUAGCCGUAGUGUAGAAAGACUAAUGUGUUUGUUUUGUAACUGAAAUUGGAUAGAUUUGAUUAUGUUCAAAAUUAUCACAUGAACACAUCCUUUCCACAGCAGACAUGCCUGGAUAGUGUCCUAACAGUGGCUGUCAAUCAAUCUGCCCAAUCAUGUUUAACAGUGAAACAUUCAAGAAAAUGUUCAGGUAACAUUUUACUCCAAAAUCAAAAGAAACAAAUAAGAAAUGUUAUUUUGCAUAAAGAAAAUGAAGGACAUUUUAGGACCAUCAAGUUUUUUUUUUUGUUUUUUUUUGCAUUGUGACAUUUUCAUGACAAUUAAGCAUAUUUCCCCCCCCCCCAAAUUAUUUUUAACCGCAAUGCGAAAAAUCUCAUUCUAAUUACCGUAAUGUGAAAACAUAAUGAGGUAUUAAACUUGUAAAGUAUUUUUGUACAUUAUGGUAGCAUUUGGUCUACUGCCUUUAUGCUGAUUUUUUUUUUUUGUUUGUUUAAAUAAUUUUAUUUAGGGCUUUCAAUUUAAUGCACUAAUUCAGUGCGAUUAAUUAUAUAAAUAAUAAUGUGUUAAAGUAAUAUGGACACUGGCUACCACCAGUUCGCUAGUUCGAAUCCAGGGCAUGCUGAGUGACUCCAGCCAGGUCUCCUGAGCAACCAAACUGGCCCGGUUGCUAGGGAGGGUAGAGUCACAUGGGGUAACCUCCUCGUGGUCACUAUAUUGUGGUUCGCUCUCGGUGAGGCGCGUGGUGAGUUGAGCGUGGAUGCCGCGGUGGAUGGCGUGAAGCCUCCACACACGCUAUGUCUCCGUGGCAACGCACUCAACAAGCCACGUGAUAAGAUGUGUGGGUUGAUGGUCUCAGACGCAGAGGCAGCUGGGAUUCAUUCUCCGCCACCAGAUUGAGGCCACUACGCGACCAUGAGGACUUAAGGCACAUUGGGAAUUGGGCAUUCCAAAUUGGGAGAAAAAAAAAAGAAAAAAGUAAUGCAAUUAAUCAUGUCUUGAGAAAUUCAAGCUUGAAGUACCACCUGUUUUCUCCAGAGGGCAGUAAACGAAACUUCAGCUGUAUAGGUAACACGAAGCUUAUACAGACAACAAACCAACCCUUCAGCAGACAGCACAACACGAGGACACAUUCUUGCAUUCAAAACACAACUUGAUGGAGUGCAAAUCUGAACUUGGGGAUCUCAAGAAGUGUUUUUCUAAGUAUUAAACUACUUUUAACUUGACACAGUGACCUAAAAACGGUAUGAUUAUGAUGCGACGGAACCAAAGUGAGACGCUCCAAAAGCGUCCAUCUGACGCAGGUGAACAUUGAUGCGUUCUUAGACAAGCCCUCAUAAUAAAUCUCGGACUAAUUGAAAAAUUCAAUUACAAAAUGAAUUGCUGUGAACUGUAGGACAAUGAUAGGCUUAUAUUCAAUAAUAUGCAAAUAAACAAUACACACAUUCUAAAGCCAUAUAUAUAUAUA
Messenger RNA from Myxocyprinus asiaticus (Chinese sucker), 3221 nucleotides. RefSeq names its product WW domain-containing transcription regulator protein 1-like. The record is from RefSeq and is a predicted model, not a curated record. The transcript is spliced from 7 exons. Gene Ontology annotation, molecular function: protein binding; transcription corepressor activity; transcription coactivator activity. Bases 270 to 1553 code for a protein of 427 amino acids. Lineage: Eukaryota; Metazoa; Chordata; Actinopteri; Cypriniformes; Catostomidae. Gene Ontology annotation, cellular component: nucleus; cytoplasm. Gene Ontology annotation, biological process: hippo signaling; positive regulation of transcription by RNA polymerase II.